AUGAUCAUUACAACAUGGAUUGUGUACAUUCUCACCCGGAAAAGUCUAGGGCUCCCCUUCCCACCCAGGAAGAACUCGGACAUUGAAGUUGUGGAAAGUGAGGCUGUAUCCAUAGUACAGCAUUGGUUAAAGAAAACAGAAGAGGAGGCUUCCCAGGGCAUAAAGGAGAAGAUGUCCACCAACUCUCCCUGUCAUGGCCAAGACAUACAUGUGACCAGAGAUGUGGUGAAGCACCAGCUGUCAAAGUCUGAUAUGUUAGCAAACCAGAACCAAGAGGUCAUGGAGGAGAGAACAAGAAUCCAGUUCAUAAGAUGGAGCCACACCCGUAUCUUCCAAGUGCCAAGUGAGGUGAUAGACGACGUCAUGCAAGAGCGAAUAGAGCAGGUGAGGCGGAGCAUAUCCCACAUCACGACUGACUCAGUUCCAAGCUGCAGAUCUUCCUUCACAGACUGCUAA
Castor canadensis (American beaver) is the source of this 456-nucleotide messenger RNA. RefSeq names its product spermatogenesis associated 19 (gene Spata19). Lineage: Eukaryota; Metazoa; Chordata; Mammalia; Rodentia; Castoridae. Gene Ontology annotation, cellular component: sperm midpiece. The record is from RefSeq and is a predicted model, not a curated record.